Staurois parvus is the source of this 615-nucleotide messenger RNA. NCBI's taxonomy places the organism in Eukaryota, Metazoa, Chordata, Amphibia, Anura, Ranidae. The record is from the annotation of a GenBank genome assembly.
CAGGUCUCGGGCCCUCAGGCGGAGCAACAGGUCUCGGGCCCCCAGACGAAGCGGCGGGCACCGAGUCGUCUGGCAAGGCUGCGGGCACCGAGUCGUCUGGCAAGGCUGCGGGCACCGAGUCGUCUGGCAAGGCUGCGGGCACCGAGUCACCAAGCUGCGGCACCGAGUCGUCUGGCAAGGCUGCGGGCACCGAGUCGUCUGGCAAGGCUGCGGGCACCGAGUCGUCUGGCAAGGCUGCGGGCACCGAGUCGUCUGGCAAGGCUGCGGGCACCGAGUCGUCUGGCAAGGCUGCGGGCACCGAGUCGUCUGGCAAGGCUGCGGGCACCGAGUCGUCUGGCAAGGCUGCGGGCACCGAGUCGUCUGGCAAGGCUGCGGGCACCGAGUCGUCUGGCAAGGCUGCGGGCACCGAGUCGACUGGCGGAACAGCGGGCACCAAGUCGUCUGGCAAGACAGUGGGCUCCGAGUCAACAGGCACGACAGUGGGCACCGGGUCAUCAGGUAUCGGAUUGUCUGGCUCGACAGCGGGCAUCGGGUCACCAGGCAUCAUCAGGUCAUCUGGCUUGCCAGCGGGCACCGCGUCAUCUGGCAAGGCAGUGGGCACCGGGUCACCAGGUA